Messenger RNA from Schistocerca gregaria, 1289 nucleotides. It is a transcript of the gene TFAM, whose product is annotated as transcription factor A, mitochondrial. Gene Ontology annotation, cellular component: nucleus. Gene Ontology annotation, biological process: regulation of gene expression. Lineage: Eukaryota; Metazoa; Arthropoda; Insecta; Orthoptera; Acrididae. The transcript has 8 exons. The coding region runs from base 46 to 825 and encodes 259 amino acids. The record is from RefSeq and is a predicted model, not a curated record.
CCAACCUGUGAACACAACUAAAUGUAAACAGUAAGCUAAGCUGAUAUGAGGUUUGGCGCAGAUAUGAUGAGGAUUGGGAAUCUUGCCUUUAAGAAUUUUCGGAAUGUGCUGUUGCCACGACACAGUCUUGGGAGCUUUCCUGCUGACCAACCAAGUUGUGGACUGAAACAGUCAGUUGAGGAGAAGCUGGGAUUACCUCCUCGACCAAAAAAGCCAUUAACACCAUAUUUUCGUUUUAUGCAACAAAUAAGACCUUCUAUUAUCCAGAAAAAUCCCCAGGCAAAAGCCACAGAUAUAGUGAAGAUGGUUGCUGCUGAAUGGGAAAAAGCCGAUCAAGGUGUGCGUGACUCCUUGCAACGCAAAUUCCAUGAAGAGAUGAUGGAGUAUGCAGAAGAGUAUACACACUACCAGAAUAAACUGACAGAUAAGCAGCGGCAAGCUCUCCGUGAAGCUAAAGACCAGAAAGUGAGAGAGAAGAGAAAGAAACUUAUUCAGAAGAAAAUGCAAGAAAUGGGUAAACCAAAAAGGCCCAUGACUGGAUUUGUCAGAUUUAUGUAUGAACAGAAGGACAAACGGGGGAGCAUGCCAUUUAGGGAAUGGCAGGCAAAAGUUGCAGAGGAAUGGCAACAGUUACCUGAUAAUGAGAAGGAGGAGUACUCAAAAAAGUCACAGCGUGAUCUUGCAGACUACCAAGAACGGCUGCAAGAGUGGGAAGAACGCAUGAUUCGCCUUGGCCACAUAGAUAUAGUGCGGAAAGAAGCUCUUAUUGAGUCUCGUGAUAGUUCAAGAGGUACCCUUAGUCAUCGAUCUCACAGUCGAGAAUAGCAAUAUGCUUGCUCCAACCCAUCACCCGUGGCAUCAAAACAGAUUGUGGAAGAGUCCAUGGAACAUCAGGCAGCAGUCUGCCACAAGGAUUGUAAGUUCUUGAGGAUAUUGCAGAUGGUCUUAUUGUAGCACCAUGGUUGUUGCUGUGGGAAGCUUUCGAGCAUUGGCUGGGGUUGGAGGAGUAAGGACGACUGUCAGAAGAAAUCUCUUAAGUCACUUGCUCAUGUGCUAACUGAGUUCUGAACAUUAGUUUCCUUAGUGAAUUACCAAUUGGACAGAAUGUUACUGAAGACUAAUUUUGAAGAGAGUGUGUAUCUUGAAUCAUCAUUCCCCAGAGUAUUGUUGACAGUAGUUUUGUAACAUCCAUGAGAUCUGCACCAGAUAUGUUUGAUCAUGAGAUCAGCGCCAGAUGUGUUUGAUACAGCGUGUUUUUGAAACUGUGUAAUAAAUUACAUUGUAUAAAU